Pseudovirgaria hyperparasitica is the source of this 745-nucleotide messenger RNA. RefSeq lists its product as uncharacterized. The transcript is spliced from 4 exons. Lineage: Eukaryota; Fungi; Ascomycota; Dothideomycetes; Acrospermales; Acrospermaceae. The record is from RefSeq and is a predicted model, not a curated record. Bases 129 to 371 code for a protein of 80 amino acids.
CGCUUUUUAGUCCAAGGGGACGUCUAAAUAUAUCGACUGCGGUCCUAAUAUCGGCCUGUAAGGAUGUCUCAAUACUGUUCGGCCCGCUCUUUCUAUGUUCUGUGUUCGAUUGCAUGCCAAUGCUCAAUAUGUUACUUGCAGCUAUCUGCAUGACCUGCAGCGGGCUCAGCACACUUUUUAGCUAUCUUAUACUUGAUGAGCCUGAGUACUCUCAGAUGAUAUGGUACCUGAGCCUAGCACACCUCACCGUCAGUACCUUGAGACAGUCUCUUACCACCAACGGCAACAAAGGACAGCUAUCCAUUCCUCGUAUCCUACCAUAUGCUGUCGCAAGCAGCCGGCUUUUAGUCCUUAUCACGCUAUGUGCCUAGUUAGUACGUCUGUGGACCAUAUAAAACUCUGCUUAUGGUUCUUAGCAAGGUAGAAAUGCCUUCGGAGGGUGCAUUUUCCUUCAUCUGCACUGUGACAGCAGAGAUGGGUAUGAUGUGUAUCAUUUCUGGCACACUGCUGGAACUUGUCUAUGCAAACGUCAUUGUUGUCCUCGCAUCCCUACUGAUGCUCAGUCAGCACCGGAGAGACUCGCUCUUGAUCCUUAUUUGGUUCUCAAGUAAUGCGAGCUCCAUUCGUACGGUUCUUCGAGCACUAUCUAUACUGCCAGCAACACUAGUCUUCCCAAUUCUUCAAUGGAGGACAAGUUCAAGUGCGGGGUCAAAACACAUAUCUAGAAGGCAGGAUGAAGUUUAAC